AUGACCACCAUGAAGGGGAAAGAAGAACCAGAAGCUACGUCGAUACCGAGCGCCGGUCUUCCGUCAUAUGCAUCGUCGGCACAGCUCUACUGCGCGAUAUGCACAAACGAGAUUCUGCCAGCGCCGGGGGUGGUGCCGGGGGUGGUGGCCGAGGAGAAGAAACAGCAAUUGGGAGAGGAAGGGGAGGUCCUCCCGAGGAUGAGCAGGAGCACAAUGCGGGAGUGCUGUGGGAGGGCCGUCUGUGGCGAUUGCGUCGAUGCAAACCCCCGCUUCGCCGCCUAUUGCCCCUUCUGCCAAUCCCUCCCCGCCAAAGCCAAAGUCGAAGCCGCGCCAACCACCACCAGCUUCCGCCCCCUCCCCCCACCCUAUACCCCCACCCCCGCCUCCGACCCGCCUCCACCGCCGCCCUCCUACCCCAGCGGCAGCGGUAGAAGCAGCGGGGCAGUCGUCCACCACUACAUCCGCCCCACCGACAGCCUCCUCUCCAUCUCCGUCCUCUACAACCUCCCCGCGCAGACGCUCCGCCUGCAUAACCGGCUGUAUAGCGACCACCUCCUGCACGCGCGGCGGACCCUCGAGAUCCCGCAUCCGUACUCCGGGCCGUCGCUGUCGCACCCGCCGACGGAGGAGGAGGCCGCGGAGGAGGCAAGAAAGUCGGCGGUGAAGCGCUUUCAGGUGCGCACGAAGUGUACGGACUGGGAGGCGGCGGAGGUGUAUUUGAAGGAGGCGGGGUGGGACGAGGCGGCGGCGCUGAGGAGGUGGGAGGCCGACGAGAGGGGAAAGAGGUGGGGGUUGAGGGCUUUUGGGUAUUAG
This is a messenger RNA of Morchella sextelata, 813 nucleotides long. RefSeq lists its product as uncharacterized. The record is from RefSeq and is a predicted model, not a curated record. NCBI's taxonomy places the organism in Eukaryota, Fungi, Ascomycota, Pezizomycetes, Pezizales, Morchellaceae. Bases 1 to 813 code for a protein of 270 amino acids. The transcript is spliced from 3 exons.